UUGGAAGGAAUUACGUAAUUCACUUUAAUUACUUUGUUACGUAACACUCUAAAUAAAGACGGCUGUAUGAAAAGUGUGUAGAGCCAGAGGACCUUAGAGGGUGAUUCAGGGUCAAAAAUCAACACGGACAUGAGCGAGAGUGGGGAAGCAAGUGGACCACCCAUUCAACAAGAAAGCGACAGUGAAAGUGAUGAAGAUAAUGAUACAGACUUUGACCCAGAGGAGAUUGAAAAAGAGAUUAUGGGAGUAAGAAGCUUGUUAAGGAGGCAUUGUGGUCAUCAUAAGUUGGUUAACAAGGCAGAAGAAGUUGAGCGAGCUCGCCGAAUGUCAAUACCUUUCUCCGCUGACGUGGAAGAAACAGAACUUGACAUCAAUGUCCAAAGUGGCCAGCUAUCGAAUGUCCAUCAGGAACUUUUACAUCUGUUUGCUAUUCAUGAUGUAAGCUAUAAUGUUAAAUAUAUUUUUCAGACAACAACUGGUUAUCGUGAGAGCGAAAUAAUUGUACGUCUUUUUUUUUUUUUCUAUUCGAUCCACGUUUUUAAAAUUCGUUUACGUUAUGUUACGUUUCAGGCAAAAUUUCAAAUGGACUGUGAACGUGAGCGACGAACUGUAGAAACAACAAAAAAUCAAAUGCAUGAAGAAUUACUGAGAAAUAUGGCACGGCAAAAAGCUCGACAAGAAUUUGAGCUAGAAAGAGAAAGAAAGAUUAAAGAGAUGCGAAAGUUGACAGAGACGAUAAGCGAAGAAGGAAUUGCCAUGGCCGAAACCAACGACAAGCUUAAUCACGUACAUGCUGAUUUGAAAAACGCUUUUAAAAUGAUGCGGGACGCUAAAGCGGCAAAAGAAGAAAGUCAACGCGAGAAAACCGAGGACUUGAAGGAGAUGAUGCUGCAAGAGAUAAGACGAAGACCGCGAAAAAAUGAGAAAGAACUCAUAGAACAAGAGAGAAACAGAAGAGCUGAAUUAUAUCAACAACAAAUGAACGAAAGAAGAGGUUCAACCGAUGUACUCCUAGAGGUUCAAGAACAGCUGCUGAAAAUAUUCUCCAAGCUCAAGAGGGAAAAGAAGAUAAAGAAGAUUGAAAUUAAACAGCAUCAAGAAGACAACAAGGUGCGUAUGCAGGAAGAGCUCGUACGGAAGUCCUUCCAGAAGGAAGUGUCCAUACAAGAAGCGCAUGAGAAGGCUCGGAGGAUCAUGGAAAGUAAGAGUGAUAUUGCUGAUGGCGAUGAGGAAAAAACUAAGGCAAUCGACAUGUUGAUUGACGUUCAAAAGCAGCUACUGGAUGUCUUCGCCAUAUCAAAGGUAAGGAUUGGUUUUCCCAGGCCGGAUCUACAUGAAAUGUUUAAAAGGUUAUUUCUCACUGGGAAGUUUUUGAAACUUCUGAAUCGUGCUUUGAAUUUGCAAGUUUGUCUUUUUUCUCAGGUUCAAGAUGUUAAACAGCGGAUGAAUCAUCUAAAGUUAAUGAACUGCCGUAAGAACAUGCUGCGACAGAUAAGGAGCAGAAGAGUGGACCGAGAAAACACCAGCGGCUUCACGUAAGUUGCGCAUGAGUAUAAUAAAACGAAUGUCUGAUGGCAGCGAAGUUUGGAUCAUUAGCUAAUACGCAAGAAUAGCAUUCAAAAUCUUUAUUUUUUAAUGCUCUUAUGCUUUUUCUCCCUCUUUUUAAAAAUGGUACUUAGAAGUCAAAAUUUUUUCCUCUUACAUUUUGG
Orbicella faveolata is the source of this 1709-nucleotide messenger RNA. RefSeq lists its product as uncharacterized. The record is from RefSeq and is a predicted model, not a curated record. Lineage: Eukaryota; Metazoa; Cnidaria; Anthozoa; Scleractinia; Merulinidae.